Molecule: messenger RNA, 522 nt
Organism: Pestalotiopsis fici W106-1
Lineage: Eukaryota; Fungi; Ascomycota; Sordariomycetes; Amphisphaeriales; Sporocadaceae
Exons: 1
Coding region: 1-522 (173 amino acids)
Cellular component (GO): extracellular region
Source: RefSeq, a predicted model, not a curated record
AUGGUCAACGUCGCUACUCUCGCUCUCUACGCCACAGCUGUGCUGGGCGCUGCCAUCCGCCGUGAUGUCGCCGAGACCCUUGCCGAUCUUCAAGCCAUUGAUGCCUCGACGAACUCGCUGACCAGCACCAUCAACUCCUGGGACGGCUCCGUCGUCGGCGCCCUUACCAUUUCCUCUGCAGCCACCGCCGUGGGCGACCAGAUCGACGCCGCCAACGACGACGCCUCCGAUGAGAGCGUCGCCUCGAGCGAGGACUCGGCGACCAUCAUUGCGUACAUCACCGAGACUGGCGAGCCCGACAUCAAGGCCUCUCUCGACGCCCUGGUCGCGCGCGAGGCCGACUUUGAGUCUGUCGGCGUCGCUGCCGUUGUGCUGAGCCAACUCCAGACCCUCAAGAGCAAGACCGAUGCCUACGGUGCCACUCUCCUCUCCAUCACCUCUACCGACCAGCAGGAUGCUGCCAGUGCUGCUCUGGCCCUGCUUGAUUCCGACUUUGACACUGCCAUUACCGCCUUCUCUUAG